Wallemia ichthyophaga EXF-994 is the source of this 1029-nucleotide messenger RNA. RefSeq names its product Protein IMPACT-like protein. Gene Ontology annotation, biological process: regulation of translational initiation. Lineage: Eukaryota; Fungi; Basidiomycota; Wallemiomycetes; Wallemiales; Wallemiaceae. The transcript is spliced from 7 exons. The record is from RefSeq and is a predicted model, not a curated record. Bases 1 to 1029 code for a protein of 342 amino acids. Gene Ontology annotation, molecular function: protein binding. Gene Ontology annotation, cellular component: cytoplasm.
AUGCAGGAUCUCAUCACCAAACUGUACGAAAGCGGCAGGGACACGCUCGCCACCGAGCUAGAAGCACUGCAGGCCAUCUACGGUCCCGAAGCCCUGUGUCAAUUCGGCGAAGAGGGGCGGGAGAAUCAAGCGGAUGACGAGCCGGGGACGAUCCGGAUAGUAGUGGGAGCAAACCUUCUCGAACCACACGACGAAAUCGGCAUCGAUAUUCUUAUAUCACUCCCUCAAGCAUACCCACACACAGCCGCGCCGCAGAUGCAACUCCUGUCGAAAUACAUAGGCUCCCACGGCGUGGACUCCUCCCUCUUCGGUCAGAUCCUCCGUUCAUUCAUAUCCCAGACGGGCGGGGCUGAGUGGGUACAAGGCGAGGCUGCCAUCUAUAACGGUGUAGAAGACGCGCGCGAGAAAUGCACGAAAUGGUACGAGGAUCUCACUAAUAGAGUCGUUGUUGGCGAGUUGCAAAGAGAGGAGGAGCGCGAGGUCAGAUUAGCCACUAAUCCUCAACUUAUUGCUCAGGAGAGACAAUUGGAGGAAGAUGCGGCGUUUGCUGCUUCUCUAGAACAUCAACUCGAUGGUCUGCCUGAUGGACUCGAAAUCGUUACUACACCUUCUGUUACUUACUCCAAAUCUACUUUCGCUGGCCAUUGCGUUCGCAUCUCUUCACAUACACAGGUACCACUCAUUCUGGGCCAUUUGCAGAACGAUAGAAAAAUUGCUCGUGCUACUCAUCCCGUUAUCAAUGCUUGGAGAUUCAGAUCCCCUGAUGGUGUCCAGCAUCAAGAUAAUGAUGACGACGGCGAAUCUGCUGCAGGCAAUCGUAUUGCGCACCUUUUGUCUAUUUUGGAUGUAAACAACGUUCUAGUUGUUGUAACGAGAUGGUAUGGUGGUGUUCAUCUUGGCGCUGAUCGCUUCAAGUACAUCAAUCAGGUUGCGCGCGAAGCUAUGGACUUGGCCGGUGUGCUGAACGACGAUGAAGAAAUGAGUGUCGGAGGCAAAAAAGCCAAAGACAUAUCGCGCAAGAAGAAGUGA